GAAGCCUACACGAAACUCAAUAAAUGAAGCUUCGAGACUCUUUUUUGACAGUUGGGCAAACAUCUCAUCGACAGAUCAUGCGACGGAGUAAUCUGAGACCCUGUCCCUCGCAUGUAGCAUCAGUGCAGGGGGAUGGAUCACGGCGCUAUAUGGGAAUGCCGGGAGCAAACAAUCUGGCUUGAGACUGUAAAUACUGCUUCACGCAUUCUUUCACAUAUGAGUGUCAAAGCAACCUCCAACACUGUAUCAAAUGAAUACAAAAUCAAUGGCCGAGAUAGUCACCAACGCAAUGGAACCUCAGUUGAAUGAGAACUGUUAGAAAAUCGACAACAGGUUACAGCUCGGUUAAAACGUAAACAUUCACCGUCUCUAAGGAGGUCUCCAUAGGAGCCAGGGCAGACUUACCUUCAAUAGCCAGGCGUAUGAAUCUUAUAGAUGGUCAAGCUGAGAUUAAUACCAGCGACAGCGAUCUCUGCUGAAGAUCGUUGGAGUUCUCUCCAUAAGCGCUGACAAGUGAUCGAAAAGGUUCAGCGUCUAAUACUGCCUUCCUUAGCACUCAACUUCGACGGUCUCUUUCACCAAAAUGAUUAUUCCAGUGCGGUGCUUCUCAUGUGGAAAGGUCGUCGGCGACAAAUGGAACACAUACCUGCAACUUCUCGCUGCUGAUGUUGCCGAGGGAGACGCACUCGAUCAACUCCAACUGAAACGAUACUGCUGUCGCCGGAUGGUCCUCACUCACGUAGAUUUGAUCGAAAAGUUGUUGCAAUAUAACCCUGCUGAGCGAACGAAGGACAAGUCAAAUUAUGCGUAGUCCUUUCGUCCUCUGUAUUAUUGUGUAUCAUC
Messenger RNA from Somion occarium, 843 nucleotides. Lineage: Eukaryota; Fungi; Basidiomycota; Agaricomycetes; Polyporales; Cerrenaceae. The record is from the annotation of a GenBank genome assembly.